Molecule: messenger RNA, 900 nt
Organism: Naegleria lovaniensis
Lineage: Eukaryota; Heterolobosea; Eutetramitea; Acrasida; Naegleriidae
Exons: 1
Coding region: 1-900 (299 amino acids)
Source: RefSeq, a predicted model, not a curated record
AUGCUCACGAUCAUGAAGAAGCAAAAGGAGACCAAUCAAGGACUAGCAAAAGAAAAUACAGAGCUGCAAGAGAAAAUUUCAUCUUUAGAGUCACAAAUUUCCAAGCUUGAAUUGGAGCUGAAACAAGCAAAAAGUGAUAUUGAGAGAUACAAAAGUGAGGAGUCUCGAUCAAAAUCUGAACCUAAGAAACCCGUGGUAUCGCAAGAACAUCAACCUUCCGCCUCUGAGGACGAGGAAAAUCAAAAAAAGCAACAAGAGGAAAUGGAAAGAAAGCGUAAGGAAGAAGAGAGGUUAGAAAAACAAAAACAAGAAGAAGAGACCCGCAAACGGGAGGCUGAAGAAAAACGUAAAGAGGAAGAGCGAUUGGAGAAACAAAAACAGGAGGAGGCACGAAAGAAAGAAGCAGAUGAAAAACGAAAAGAAGAAAUGCGUGCUGCGUUAUUGCUAAAGAUGCAAAAGCUUCAAGCUUCAUCCUCUUCACAACCUUCCUCUCUGUCUCCAGCUACUUCCUCAAAUAAUGUAGCUGCCUCCUCUUCCAGUGAAGACAAAACUACUCCUGUGUCUGCUACUUCUGACGACAAAGUAGAAUCGAUAACGGGAAAAAGAACAAUUGAAGAAUUCCAAAAAGACGAUAGCGCUUUUGAAGCUCAGCAAGAUGUCACAACUCCUUCAACUAAUGCCUCAUCAUCUCAAGCCACUGAAUCUACUUCUGAAACUGCUGUAGAAGAUAGGCCGCAAAAAAAGGUAAAAACUGAUGACGUUGAAGAAAAUACAGAAAAAGAUGAAGACGCUUCCAAUACUCCAUCCUCCGCAAAGCCUGGCUCAAGAUUCAAACGACCAACAAUUGUAAAACAACCUGUAACAGAAGAAGAAAAACAGCAAGAAGAAACCGAAGAGUAA